CUAACCACCCACCAAACUCAUUAACGGCUAGGAAAUUAAAGCCAAAGCGGGUUUAUUUAUUUUCUACUUCGGCUUCGCGACUUUAGCUACGGUGACCGACGGCCGGAUGGAAAUCAGUCCAACCAACUAGUCUUUAUCAAUGGCUACGGUUACACGUGUCCCAUUUAUAUCCUCAUCAAAAACCUUUGGUCAAUGCAGUAAUAAAUGUAGUCAGGUGGCAUCAUCAAUACCGUUACUUACAAAGCUUUCGUUUCCAGAAUCUUCUUCUCUCGCAUAUCACUCUAGCUAUUUUUCAUCCUCAAUUGUAACGAAAAGAAGCAGAAAGUGUUGUUCUAGGAGAGCAGGAGGGGUGACAAUAGUAUCAAUGGCUGAUUUGUCUAAGAGUACUGUUCUUGUUACUGGUGCUGGCGGUAGAACUGGCCAAAUAGUAUAUAAGAAACUUAAGGAGAGAUCAGACCACUAUGUUGCUAGAGGUCUGGUCAGGACUGAAGAGAGCAAGGGGAACAUUGGCGGGGCAGAUGAUGUUCUUGUUGGGGAUAUUAGGGAAGUUGAUAGCAUCAUUCCUGCAAUCCAAGGCAUUGAUGCUCUGGUAAUUCUCACGAGUGCUGUACCAAAGAUGAAACCUGAUUUUGAUCCAAGCCAAGGUGGAAGGCCUGAGUUCUAUUUUGAAGAUGGAGCAUAUCCUGAACAGGUUGAUUGGAUUGGUCAGAAAAAUCAAAUAGAUGCUGCUAAGGCUGCCGGAGUGAAGCAAAUUGUGUUGGUUGGGUCUAUGGGAGCAACAAACCCAAAUCAUCCCUUGAACAGCUUGGGAAACGGGAAUAUAUUGGUUUGGAAAAGAAAGGCGGAGCAGUACUUGGCUGAUUCUGGUAUCCCAUACACAAUUAUAAGGGCUGGAGGCCUUCAAGAUAAAGAAGGUGGUAUCCGAGAAUUAAUUGUUGGUAAAGAUGAUGAGCUUCUUCAGACAGAAACUAGAACAAUUGCCAGGGCCGAUGUUGCUGAAGUAUGCAUUCAGGCACUGCAGUUUGAGGAGGCGAAAUUUAAGGCAUUUGAUUUGGCCUCAAAGCCUGAGGGCACGGGUACUCCGACCAAGGACUUUAAGGCUCUUUUCUCCCAAAUCACCACUCGUUUUUGAUUCUCAGUGGCCUUAGUUGUGUUGAAGGACGAUGUCAUUGGCCGUCUGAGUUUAUAUGUAAGGUGACUGUCAAUUUUAUUAUAUGCGGAUUGUAAUACGUUUUAUUGAUUAGGGUAAAGAAGCUUAGGAUUUAUUAAACUAUCAAUUAUUGACUACUCUGAUUACUGAAAGUUUUAUUGUUGGGAUAUUUAUGGCUCGUUUUCUUUUUUUUUU
Messenger RNA from Pistacia vera, 1345 nucleotides. RefSeq lists its product as uncharacterized. The record is from RefSeq and is a predicted model, not a curated record. The transcript has 7 exons. Gene Ontology annotation, cellular component: chloroplast. Bases 140 to 1132 code for a protein of 330 amino acids. NCBI's taxonomy places the organism in Eukaryota, Viridiplantae, Streptophyta, Magnoliopsida, Sapindales, Anacardiaceae. Gene Ontology annotation, molecular function: oxidoreductase activity.